CAGUUCCAUCUACCUCGCGGGUGCCUCUGGCGUCCCCAGAGGUCUCCGACCCCGGCCCGCCCCCAGCCCACCCGCCCGGCCUGCGGCCCCCUCCCCCUAUUUCUCGACCUCAGCCCGGUCUCCUCAGGCCUCUACAUCAUGGGUGACGGAGGAGAGGGCGAGGACGAGGUCCAGUUCCUGCGGACGGAUGAUGAGGUGGUCCUGCAGUGCAGCGCCACUGUGCUCAAGGAGCAACUCAAGCUCUGUCUGGCUGCCGAGGGCUUCGGCAACCGCCUCUGCUUCCUGGAGCCUACCAGCAAUGCCCAGAAUGUGCCCCCCGAUCUGGCCAUCUGUUGCUUCACCCUGGAGCAGUCCCUCUCAGUCCGAGCCCUGCAGGAGAUGCUAGCCAACACCGUGGAGGCUGGUGUGGAGGCCCUCAAUUUGGAUAAGUGGUCGUCCCAAGGCGGGGGACACAGGACGCUCCUGUAUGGCCAUGCCAUCCUACUGCGGCAUGCACACAGCCGCAUGUAUCUGAGCUGCCUCACCACCUCCCGCUCCAUGACUGACAAGCUGGCCUUUGACGUGGGACUGCAGGAGGAUGCGACAGGAGAGGCCUGUUGGUGGACGAUGCACCCAGCCUCCAAGCAGAGGUCCGAAGGAGAAAAGGUCCGCGUGGGGGACGACCUUAUCCUUGUCAGUGUCUCCUCUGAGCGGUAUCUGCACCUGUCGACAGCCAGUGGGGAGCUCCAGGUUGACGCCUCCUUCAUGCAGACCCUGUGGAACAUGAACCCCAUCUGCUCUGGCUGUGAAGAGGGCUAUGUGACAGGGGGCCAUGUCCUCCGCCUCUUUCAUGGACACAUGGAUGAGUGUCUGACCAUUUCCCCUGCUGACAGUGAGGACCAGCGCAGACUUGUCUACUACGAGGGGGGAGCUGUGUGCACUCACGCCCGCUCCCUCUGGAGGCUGGAGCCACUGAGAAUAAGCUGGAGUGGGAGCCACCUGCGCUGGGGCCAGCCGCUUCGAAUCCGGCAUGUCACCACCGGGCGGUACCUGGCGCUCACCGAGGACCAAGGUCUCGUGGUGGUUGAUGCCAGCAAGGCCCACACGAAGGCUACCUCCUUCUGCUUCCGCAUCUCCAAGGAGAAGCUGGAUGUGGCCCCCAAGCGGGACGUAGAGGGCAUGGGCCCCCCUGAGAUCAAGUAUGGGGAGUCACUAUGCUUUGUACAGCAUGUGGCCUCAGGCCUGUGGCUCACCUAUGCUGCCCCAGACCCCAAGGCCCUGCGGCUUGGCGUGCUUAAGAAGAAGGCCAUGCUGCACCAGGAAGGCCACAUGGAUGAUGCGCUGUCGCUGACCCGCUGUCAGCAGGAGGAAUCCCAGGCUGCCCGCAUGAUCCACAGCACUGCUGCCCUGUACAACCAGUUCAUCAAGGGCUUGGACAGCUUCAGCGGGAAGCCACGGGGCUCGGGGCCGCCGGCUGGCCAGGCGCUGCCCAUCGAGGGCGUCGUCCUGAGCCUGCAGGACCUCAUCGGCUACUUCGAGCCGCCCUCCGAGGAGCUGCAGCACGAGGAGAAGCAGAGCAAGUUGCGCAGCCUGCGCAACCGCCAGAGCCUCUUCCAGGAGGAGGGGAUGCUCUCCCUGGUCCUGAAUUGCAUUGACCGCCUAAAUGUCUACACCACUGCUGCCCACUUUGCUGAAUUUGCAGGGGAGGAGGCAGCUGAGUCCUGGAAAGAGAUUGUGAAUCUGCUCUAUGAACUCUUGGCCUCUUUGAUUCGUGGCAAUCGUACCAACUGUGCCCUCUUCUCCACGAACUUGGAUUGGCUGGUCAGCAAGCUGGAUCGGCUGGAGGCCUCGUCUGGCAUCCUGGAGGUGCUGUACUGUGUCCUGAUUGAGAGUCCAGAGGUCCUGAACAUCAUUCAGGAGAACCACAUCAAGUCCAUCAUCUCCCUCCUGGACAAGCACGGGAGGAACCACAAGGUUCUGGAUGUGCUAUGUUCCCUGUGUGUAUGCAAUGGCGUGGCCGUGCGCUCCAACCAAGAUCUCAUUACUGAGAACUUGCUCCCUGGCCGUGAGCUUCUGCUGCAGACAAACCUCAUCAACUAUGUCACCAGCAUCCGCCCCAACAUCUUUGUGGGCCGAGCAGAGGGCACCACCCAGUACAGCAAAUGGUACUUUGAGGUGAUGGUGGACGAGGUGGCUCCAUUUCUGACAGCACAGGCCACCCACCUGCGGGUGGGCUGGGCCCUCACUGAGGGCUACAGCCCCUACCCUGGGGGCGGCGAGGGCUGGGGCGGCAACGGGGUCGGCGAUGACCUCUAUUCCUACGGAUUUGAUGGGCUGCAUCUCUGGACAGGACACGUAGCACGUCCGGUGACUUCCCCAGGGCAGCACCUCCUGGCCCCUGAGGAUGUGGUCAGCUGCUGCCUGGAUCUCAGUGUGCCAUCCAUCUCCUUCCGCAUCAAUGGCUGUCCUGUGCAGGGCGUCUUUGAGGCCUUCAACCUUGAUGGGCUCUUCUUCCCUGUCGUGAGCUUCUCAGCUGGUGUCAAGGUGCGGUUCCUCCUUGGUGGCCGCCAUGGUGAAUUCAAGUUCCUCCCCCCACCUGGCUAUGCUCCAUGCCAUGAGGCUGUGCUCCCUCGAGAGCGUCUCCAUCUUGAACCCAUCAAGGAGUAUCGACGAGAGGGGCCCCGUGGACCCCACCUGGUGGGCCCCAGUCGUUGCCUCUCACACACCGACUUUGUGCCCUAUCCUGUGGACACCGUCCAGAUUGUCCUGCCCCCCCAUCUGGAGCGCAUUAGGGAGAAGCUGGCGGAGAACAUCCACGAACUCUGGGCGCUGACCCGCAUCGAGCAGGGCUGGACCUACGGCCCGGUUCGGGAUGACAACAAGAGGCUGCACCCAUGUCUUGUGGACUUCCACAGCCUACCAGAGCCCGAGAGGAAUUACAACCUGCAGAUGUCGGGGGAGACGCUCAAGACUCUGCUGGCGCUGGGCUGCCAUGUGGGCAUGGCAGACGAGAAGGCGGAGGACAACCUGAAGAAGACAAAACUCCCCAAGACGUAUAUGAUGAGCAACGGGUACAAGCCGGCCCCGCUGGACCUGAGCCACGUGCGGCUGACGCCUGCGCAGACAACACUGGUGGAUCGGCUGGCAGAGAAUGGGCACAAUGUGUGGGCACGUGACCGUGUGGCCCAAGGCUGGAGCUACAGCGCUGUGCAGGACAUCCCCGCACGCCGAAACCCUCGCCUCGUGCCCUACCGCCUACUGGAUGAGGCCACCAAGCGCAGCAACCGGGACAGCCUCUGCCAGGCCGUGCGUACCCUGCUGGGCUACGGCUAUAACAUUGAGCCGCCUGACCAGGAGCCCAGUCAGGUGGAGAGCCAGUCUCGUUGGGACCGAGUGCGCAUCUUCCGGGCAGAGAAAUCCUAUGCAGUGCAGAGUGGCCGCUGGUACUUUGAGUUCGAGGCAGUCACCACGGGCGAGAUGCGAGUGGGCUGGGCGAGGCCCGAGCUGCGGCCUGACAUAGAGCUGGGAGCCGAUGAGCUGGCCUAUGUCUUCAAUGGGCACCGUGGCCAGCGCUGGCACUUGGGCAGUGAGCCAUUCGGGCGCCCCUGGCAGUCAGGCGAUGUCGUUGGCUGUAUGAUUGACCUCACAGAGAACACCAUUAUCUUCACCCUCAAUGGCGAGGUCCUCAUGUCUGACUCAGGCUCUGAAACAGCCUUCCGGGAGAUUGAGACUGGGGAUGGCUUCCUGCCCGUCUGCAGCUUGGGACCUGGCCAGGUGGGUCACCUGAACUUGGGCCAGGAUGUGAGCUCCCUCCGGUUCUUUGCCAUCUGCGGCCUCCAGGAAGGCUUUGAGCCAUUCGCCAUCAACAUGCAGCGCCCAGUCACCACCUGGUUCAGCAAAAGCCUUCCCCAGUUUCAGGCUGUGCCUCUUGAACACCCCCACUAUGAGGUGGCCCGCAUGGAUGGUACCGUGGAUACACCUCCCUGCCUGCGCCUGACCCACCGCACCUGGGGCUCCCAGAACAGUCUGGUGGAGAUGCUCUUUCUCCGGCUGAGCCUUCCAGUCCAGUUCCACCAGCACUUCCGCUGCACCGCAGGGGCCACCCCCCUGGCCUCCCCUGGCCUGCAGCCUCCCGCUGAGGACGAGGCACGAGCAGCAGAGCCCGACCCUGACUAUGAAAACCUGCGCCGCUCAGCUGGGCGCUGGGGCGAGGCUGAGGGGGGCAAAGAGGGAACUGCCAAGGAGGGGGCGCCUGGGGGCACCCCCCAGGCUGGGGUAGAGGCCCAGCCCAUCAGGGCAGAGAAUGAGAAGGAUGCGACCACAGAGAAGAACAAGAAGAGAGGGUUCUUAUUCAAGGCCAAGAAGGCUGCCAUGAUGACCCAGCCACCAGCCACCCCUGCUAUGCCCCGCCUCCCUCACGACGUGGUGCCCGCUGACAACCGGGAUGACCCUGAGCUCAUCCUCAGCACCACCACGUACUAUUACUCCGUGAGAGUCUUCGCUGGUCAGGAACCCAGCUGUGUGUGGGUAGGCUGGGUCACCCCCGACUACCAUCAGCAUGACAUGAACUUUGACCUCAGCAAGGUCCGGGCAGUGACCGUGACCAUGGGGGAUGAACAAGGCAACGUCCACAGCAGCCUCAAGUGCAGCAACUGCUACAUGGUGUGGGGUGGGGACUUUGUGAGCCCUGGGCAGCAGGGCCGGAUCAGCCACACGGAUCUUGUCAUUGGCUGCCUGGUGGACUUAGCCACUGGCUUGAUGACCUUUACGGCCAAUGGCAAAGAGAGCAACACCUUUUUCCAGGUGGAACCCAACACAAAGCUGUUUCCUGCCAUCUUUGUCCUGCCUACCCACCAGAAUGUCGUCCAGUUUGAGUUGGGAAAGCAGAAGAACAUCAUGCCGCUGUCAGCCGCCAUGUUCCUGAGCGAGCGAAAGAACCCAGCCCCUCAGUGCCCUCCACGGCUGGAGAUGCAGAUGCUGAUGCCCGUUUCCUGGAGCCGCAUGCCCAACCGCUUCCUGCAGGUGGAGACACGGCGCGCCGGCGAACGGCUGGGCUGGGCCGUGCAGUGCCAGGAGCCGCUGACCAUGAUGGCACUGCACAUCCCCGAGGAGAACCGGUGCAUGGACAUCCUGGAACUGUCGGAGCGCCUGGACCUGCAGCGCUUCCACUCACACACCCUCCGCCUCUACCGCGCCGUGUGCGCGCUGGGCAACAACCGCGUGGCGCACGCUCUGUGCAGCCACGUGGACCAGGCGCAGCUGCUGCACGCCCUGGAGGACGCGCACCUGCCCGGCCCGCUGCGCGCGGGCUACUACGACCUCCUCAUCAGCAUCCACCUUGAAAGUGCCUGUCGCAGCCGCCGCUCCAUGCUGUCUGAGUACAUCGUGCCCCUCACCUCUGAGACCCGCGCCAUCACGCUCUUCCCACCUGGAAGAAGCGUGGAAAAUGGUCCCCGCCGCCACGGCCUUCCUGGCGUUGGAGUCUUCACCUCGCUCAGGCCCCCGCACCAUUUCUCACCCCCCUGUUUCGUGGCCGCCCUGCCAGUAGCAGAAUCCCCGGCCAGGCUCAGCCCCAGCAUCCCUCUGGAGGCCCUGCGAGAUAAGGCACUGAGAAUGCUGGGAGAGGCUGUGAGAGAUGGCGGGCAGCACGCACGCGACCCCGUCGGGGGCUCUGUGGAGUUCCAGUUCGUGCCCGUGCUCAAGCUCGUGUCUACCCUGCUGGUGAUGGGUGUCUUUGGUGACGAGGAUGUGAAGCAGAUCCUGAAGAUGAUUGAGCCUGAAGUAUUCACUGAGGAAGAAGAGGAAGAGGAGGAGGAGGAAGAAGAGGAGGAAGAGGAGGAUGAGGAGGAGAAAGAGGAGGAUGAGGAGGAAGAGGCACAGGAGAAGGAAGAUGAGGAAAAAGAGGAAGAGGAGGCAGCAGAAGGGGAAAAAGAAGAAGGCUUGGAGGAGGGGCUGCUCCAGAUGAAGUUGCCGGAGUCUGUGAAGUUACAGAUGUGCCAUCUGCUAGAAUAUUUCUGUGACCAAGAGCUGCAGCACCGUGUGGAGUCCCUGGCAGCCUUUGCAGAGCGCUAUGUGGACAAGCUCCAGGCCAACCAGCGGGACCGCUAUGGUCUCCUUAUGAAAGCCUUCACCAUGUCUGCAGCUGAGACCGCAAGACGUACUCGCGAAUUCCGCUCGCCACCUCAGGAGCAGAUCAACUUGUUAUUGCACUUCAAAGAUGGUGCAGAUGAGGAAGAUUGUCCUCUCCCUGAAGAGAUUCGACAGGAUUUGCUUGAGUUUCAUCAAGAUCUGCUGGCACACUGUGGAAUUCAGCUGGAGGGAGAGGAGGAGGAACCAGAGGAAGAGUCCACCCUUGGCAGCCGCCUCAUGAGCCUUUUGGAGAAAGUUCGGCUGGUGAAGAAGAAGGAAGAGAAACCCAAGGAGGAGCUGUCAGCCGAGGACAGCAAACCCCGGUCCCUGCAGGAGCUGGUAUCCCACACUGUGGUGCGCUGGGCCCAAGAGGACUUUGUGCAGAGCCCCGAGCUGGUCCGGGCCAUGUUCAGCCUCCUACACCGGCAGUAUGACGGGCUCGGCGAGCUGCUGCGCGCCCUGCCACGGGCCUACACCAUCGCGCCACCGUCCAUGGAGGACACCAUGAGUCUGCUCGAGUGCCUCGGCCAGAUCCGCUCACUGCUCAUUGUGCAGAUGGGUCCCCAGGAGGAGAACCUCAUGAUUCAGAGCAUUGGCAACAUCAUGAACAAUAAAGUCUUCUACCAACACCCAAACCUGAUGAGGGCACUGGGCAUGCACGAGACAGUCAUGGAGGUCAUGGUGAAUGUCCUUGGGGGUGGUGAAUCCAAGGAGAUCCGCUUCCCCAAGAUGGUGACAAGCUGCUGCCGCUUCCUCUGCUACUUCUGCCGCAUCAGCCGGCAGAACCAGCGCUCCAUGUUUGACCACCUAAGCUAUCUGCUGGAGAACAGCGGCAUUGGCCUCGGCAUGCAGGGCUCCACACCCCUGGACGUGGCAGCUGCCUCUGUUAUUGACAACAAUGAGCUGGCCUUGGCGUUGCAGGAGCAGGACCUGGAAAAGGUUGUGUCCUAUCUGGCAGGCUGUGGCCUCCAAAGCUGCCCCAUGCUCCUGGCCAAAGGGUACCCAGACAUUGGCUGGAACCCCUGCGGCGGUGAGCGCUACCUGGACUUCCUGCGCUUUGCUGUCUUCGUCAACGGCGAGAGCGUGGAGGAGAAUGCCAACGUGGUGGUGCGGCUGCUCAUCCGCAAGCCCGAGUGCUUCGGGCCUGCCCUGCGGGGUGAGGGUGGCUCAGGGCUGUUGGCUGCCAUCGAAGAGGCCAUCCGCAUCUCCGAGGACCCCGCACGGGACGGUCCUGGUGUCCGCAGGGACCGGCGGCGUGAGCACUUCGGUGACGAGCCCCCUGAAGAAAACCGGGUGCACCUGGGACAUGCCAUCAUGUCCUUCUAUGCUGCCUUGAUCGACCUGCUCGGACGCUGUGCACCAGAGAUGCACCUAAUUCAAGCCGGCAAGGGCGAGGCCCUGCGGAUCCGUGCCAUCCUGCGUUCCCUUGUGCCCUUGGACGACCUCGUGGGCAUCAUCAGCCUCCCACUGCAGAUCCCUACCCUGGGCAAGGAUGGGGCUCUGGUCCAACCAAAGAUGUCGGCAUCCUUCGUGCCAGACCACAAGGCAUCCAUGGUGCUCUUCCUGGACCGUGUAUACGGCAUUGAGAACCAGGACUUCUUGCUACAUGUGCUGGAUGUGGGGUUCCUGCCUGACAUGAGGGCAGCUGCCUCGCUGGACACAGCCACUUUCAGCACCACAGAGAUGGCGCUGGCGCUGAACCGCUACUUGUGCCUGGCCGUGCUGCCACUCAUCACAAAGUGUGCGCCACUCUUUGCGGGAACCGAGCAUCGCGCCAUCAUGGUGGACUCCAUGCUUCACACAGUGUACCGCCUGUCCCGCGGCCGCUCGCUCACAAAGGCACAGCGUGAUGUCAUCGAAGACUGCCUUAUGGCGCUGUGCAGGUACAUCCGCCCAUCCAUGCUGCAGCAUCUGCUGCGGCGCCUGGUGUUCGACGUGCCCAUCCUUAAUGAGUUUGCCAAGAUGCCACUCAAGCUCCUCACCAACCACUAUGAGCGGUGUUGGAAGUACUACUGCCUCCCCACCGGCUGGGCCAACUUCGGGGUCACUUCGGAGGAAGAGCUACACCUCACGCGUAAACUCUUCUGGGGCAUCUUUGACUCUCUGGCCCACAAGAAGUACGACCCGGAGCUGUACCGCAUGGCCAUGCCUUGUCUCUGCGCCAUCGCAGGGGCCCUGCCCCCAGACUAUGUGGACGCCUCAUACUCCUCCAAGGCCGAGAAAAAGGCCACAGUGGAUGCUGAAGGCAACUUUGAUCCCCGGCCUGUGGAGACCCUCAAUGUGAUCAUCCCAGAGAAGCUUGACUCCUUCAUUAACAAGUUUGCAGAGCACACACACGAGAAGUGGGCCUUCGACAAGAUCCAGAACAACUGGUCCUAUGGAGAGAACAUAGACGAGGAACUGAAGACCCACCCUAUGCUGAGGCCCUACAAGACCUUUUCAGAGAAGGACAAAGAGAUUUACCGUUGGCCCAUCAAGGAGUCCUUGAAAGCCAUGAUUGCCUGGGAAUGGACUAUAGAGAAGGCCAGGGAGGGUGAGGAGGAGAAGACAGAGAAGAAAAAGACACGGAAGAUAUCACAAAGUGCCCAGACCUACGAUCCGCGAGAAGGCUACAACCCCCAGCCCCCAGACCUUAGCAUAGUUACCCUGUCCCGGGAGCUACAGGCCAUGGCAGAACAACUGGCGGAAAAUUAUCAUAACACGUGGGGCCGAAAGAAGAAGCAGGAGCUGGAGGCCAAGGGCGGUGGGACUCACCCCUUGCUGGUCCCCUACGACACGCUCACGGCCAAGGAGAAGGCACGGGAUCGAGAGAAGGCCCAGGAGCUGCUGAAAUUCCUUCAGAUGAACGGCUACGCGGUCACUAGAGGCCUUAAGGACAUGGAACUAGACUCGUCUUCCAUUGAGAAGCGGUUUGCCUUUGGCUUCCUGCAGCAGUUGCUGCGCUGGAUGGACAUUUCCCAGGAAUUCAUCGCCCACCUGGAGGCUGUGGUCAGCAGUGGACGAGUGGAAAAGUCCCCACAUGAACAGGAGAUUAAAUUCUUUGCCAAGAUCCUGCUCCCUUUGAUCAACCAGUACUUCACCAACCACUGCCUCUAUUUCCUGUCCACACCCGCCAAAGUGCUGGGCAGUGGUGGCCACGCCUCCAACAAGGAGAAGGAAAUGAUUACCAGCCUCUUCUGCAAACUUGCUGCUCUUGUCCGCCACCGAGUCUCUCUCUUUGGGACAGAUGCCCCAGCUGUGGUAAACUGUCUUCACAUCCUGGCACGCUCCCUGGAUGCCAGGACGGUGAUGAAGUCUGGCCCUGAGAUCGUGAAGGCCGGCCUCCGCUCCUUCUUUGAGAGUGCCUCGGAAGACAUUGAGAAGAUGGUGGAGAACCUGCGGCUUGGCAAGGUGUCCCAGGCGCGCACUCAGGUGAAGGGCGUGGGCCAGAACCUCACCUACACCACCGUGGCCCUGCUGCCUGUCCUCACCACCCUCUUCCAGCACAUCGCCCAGCACCAGUUCGGAGACGAUGUCAUCCUGGACGACGUCCAAGUCUCUUGCUACCGAACGCUGUGCAGUAUCUACUCGCUGGGAACCACCAAGAACAUUUAUGUGGAAAAGCUGCGGCCAGCUCUCGGGGAGUGCCUGGCCCGCCUGGCAGCGGCCAUGCCGGUGGCGUUCCUGGAGCCUCAGCUGAAUGAGUAUAACGCCUGCUCAGUAUACACCACCAAGUCUCCCCGGGAGCGGGCCAUCCUGGGGCUCCCCAACAGCGUGGAGGAGAUGUGUCCUGACAUCCCAGUGCUGGAGCGGCUCAUGGCAGACAUCAAGGGGCUGGCUGAGUCGGGGGCCCGCUACACAGAGAUGCCACACGUCAUCGAGAUCACGCUGCCCAUGCUGUGCAGCUACCUGCCCCGCUGGUGGGAGCGUGGGCCUGAGGCACCCCCACCAGCCCUGCCCGCAGGUGCCCUCCCACCCUGCACAGCCGUCACCUCCGACCACCUCAACUCCCUGUUGGGAAAUAUCCUGCGAAUCAUUGUCAACAACCUGGGCAUUGAUGAGGCCUCCUGGAUGAAGCGGCUCGCUGUGUUUGCCCAGCCCAUAGUGAGCCGGGCCAGGCCCGAGCUGCUGCGCUCACACUUCAUCCCCACCAUCGGGCGGCUGUGCAAGCGGGCAGGGAAAGUGGUGUCCGAGGAGGAGCAGCUGCGCCUGGAGGCCAAGGCGGAAGCCCAGGAGGGCGAGCUUCUGGUGCGGGAUGAGUUCUCUGUGCUCUGCCGGGACCUGUAUGCCCUGUAUCCGCUGCUCAUCCGCUACGUGGACAACAACAGGGCACAAUGGCUGACAGAGCCCAACCCCAGCGCGGAGGAGCUGUUCAGGAUGGUGGGCGAGAUCUUCAUCUACUGGUCCAAGUCCCACAACUUUAAGCGUGAGGAGCAGAACUUCGUGGUCCAGAACGAGAUCAACAACAUGUCCUUUCUGACUGCUGACAACAAAAGCAAGAUGGCCAAGUCGGGUGGCUCGGACCAGGAACGCACCAAGAAGAAGCGUCGAGGGGACCGGUACUCAGUGCAGACAUCACUGAUUGUGGCCACGCUCAAGAAGAUGCUGCCCAUCGGCCUGAAUAUGUGUGCACCCACCGACCAGGACCUCAUCGUGCUGGCCAAGACCCGCUAUGCCCUGAAAGACACAGAUGAGGAGGUCCGGGAAUUUCUGCAAAACAACCUUCACCUUCAGGGAAAGGUCGAAGGCUCCCCGUCUCUGCGCUGGCAGAUGGCCCUGUACCGGGGCCUCCCGGGCCGCGAGGAGGACGCCGACGACCCCGAGAAAAUCGUGCGCAGAGUCCAGGAAGUGUCCGCUGUGCUCUACCAUCUGGACCAGACUGAGCACCCUUACAAGUCCAAGAAGGCCGUGUGGCACAAGCUCUUGUCCAAGCAGCGCCGGCGGGCGGUUGUGGCCUGUUUCCGCAUGACACCCCUGUACAAUUUGCCCACGCACCGGGCAUGUAACAUGUUCCUGGAGAGCUACAAGGCUGCCUGGAUCCUGACUGAAGACCACAGUUUUGAGGACCGCAUGAUAGAUGACCUUUCAAGAGCUGGGGAGCAGGAAGAAGAGGAGGAAGAAGUAGAGGAGAAGAAGCCAGAUCCCCUGCAUCAGCUGGUUCUGCACUUCAGCCGCACUGCCCUGACUGAAAAGAGCAAACUGGAUGAGGAUUACCUGUAUAUGGCGUAUGCGGAUAUCAUGGCAAAGAGCUGCCACCUGGAGGAGGGAGGGGAGAACGGCGAAGCUGAAGAAGAGGAGGUUGAGGUUUCCUUUGAGGAGAAAGAGAUGGAGAAGCAGAGGCUCCUGUACCAGCAGUCACGUCUGCACAACCGGGGGGCUGCCGAGAUGGUGCUCCAGAUGAUCAGCGCCUGCAAAGGAGAGACGGGUGCCAUGGUGUCCUCCACCCUGAAGCUGGGCAUCUCUAUCCUCAAUGGAGGCAAUGCUGAUGUGCAGCAGAAAAUGCUGGAUUAUCUGAAGGACAAGAAGGAAGUCGGCUUCUUCCAGAGUAUCCAGGCACUGAUGCAAACAUGCAGUGUCCUGGAUCUCAAUGCCUUCGAGAGACAGAACAAGGCAGAGGGACUGGGCAUGGUGAAUGAGGAUGGAACUGUCAUCAAUCGCCAGAACGGAGAGAAGGUCAUGGCAGAUGAUGAAUUCACACAAGACCUGUUCCGAUUCCUGCAAUUGCUCUGCGAGGGGCAUAAUAAUGAUUUCCAAAACUACCUACGAACGCAGACAGGGAACACGACCACUAUUAACAUCAUCAUCUGCACCGUGGACUACCUCCUGCGGCUGCAGGAAUCCAUCAGUGACUUCUACUGGUACUACUCAGGCAAGGAUGUCAUUGAAGAGCAGGGCAAGAGGAACUUCUCCAAAGCCAUGUCGGUGGCUAAACAGGUGUUCAACAGCCUCACUGAGUACAUCCAGGGCCCCUGCACCGGGAACCAGCAGAGCCUGGCACACAGCCGCCUCUGGGACGCAGUGGUGGGAUUCCUGCACGUAUUUGCUCACAUGAUGAUGAAGCUCGCUCAGGACUCAAGCCAGCUCGAGCUGUUGAAGGAGCUGCUGGAUCUACAGAAGGACAUGGUGGUGAUGUUGCUGUCACUGCUAGAAGGGAACGUGGUGAACGGCAUGAUUGCCCGGCAGAUGGUGGACAUGCUGGUGGAAUCCUCGUCCAAUGUGGAAAUGAUCCUUAAGUUCUUCGACAUGUUCCUGAAACUCAAGGACAUCGUGGGCUCUGAGGCCUUUCAGGACUACAUCACCGAUCCCCGUGGCCUCAUCUCCAAGAAGGACUUCCAGAAGGCCAUGGACAGCCAGAAGCAGUUCACCAGUCCAGAAAUCCAGUUCCUGCUUUCGUGCUCUGAAGCGGAUGAGAACGAAAUGAUCAACUGCGAGGAGUUCGCCAACCGCUUCCAGGAGCCAGCUCGCGACAUCGGCUUCAACGUGGCGGUUCUGCUAACCAACCUGUCAGAGCACGUGCCACACGACCCGCGCCUGCACAACUUCCUGGAGCUGGCUGAGAGCAUCCUCGAUUACUUCCGGCCCUACCUGGGCCGCAUCGAGAUCAUGGGCUCCUCACGCCGCAUCGAGCGUAUCUACUUUGAGAUCUCGGAGACCAACCGUGCCCAGUGGGAGAUGCCUCAGGUGAAGGAGUCGAAGCGCCAGUUCAUCUUCGACGUGGUGAACGAGGGCGGCGAGGCAGAGAAGAUGGAGCUCUUCGUGAGCUUCUGCGAGGACACCAUCUUCGAGAUGCAGAUCGCCGCGCAGAUCUCGGAGCCCGAGGGCGAGCCCGAGGCGGACGACGACGAGGGCGCGGCCGAGGCGGGCGCCGACGGAGCCGAGGAGGGCGCGGCGGGGCCCGAGGGCGCGGCGGGCCCGGCGGCGGCGGGCGUGGCGGCGCGCGUGGCGGCGGCGGCCGGCCGGGCCCUGCGCGGCCUCAGCUACCGCAGCCUGCGGCGGCGCGUGCGGCGGCUGCGGCGGCUGACGGCGCGCGAGGCGGCCGCGGCGGUGGCCGCGCUGCUCUGGGCGGCCGUGGCGCGCGCGGGGGCGGCGGGCGCGGGGGCGGCGGCGGGCGCGCUGCGCCUGCUCUGGGGCUCGCUCUUCGGGGGAGGCCUCGUGGAGGGCGCCAAGAAGGUGACGGUGACCGAGCUCCUGGCGGGCAUGCCCGACCCCACCGGCGACGAGGUGCACGGGGAGCAGCCGGCCGGGCCCGGCGGAGACGCCGACGGCGAGGGCGCGGGCGAGGGCGCGGGCGACGCCGCCGAGGGCGCGGGCGACGAGGAGGCGGCAGCGCGCGAGGCCGUGCCUGGCAUCGCCGACGGAGCCGGGGCCGGAGCCGACGGGGGUCCCUUCCGGCCCGAAGGGGCUGGCGGUCUUGGGGACAUGGGUGACAUGACGCCGGCGGAGCCGCCCACGCCCGAGGGCUCCCCCAUCCUCAAGAGGAAGCUGGGGGUGGAUGGCGUGGAAGAGGAUCUGCCUCCAGAACCGGAGCCCGAGCCCGAGCCAGAGCCGGAGCCCGAGCCAGAGAAAGCAGAUGCUGAGAAUGGGGAGAAAGAAGAAGUCCCCAGGCCCCCACCGGAGCCCCCCAAGAAGACAGCAUCUCCUUCACCCCCUCCAAAGAAGGAGGAAGCUGGAAGCGAAUUCUGGGCAGAAUUGGAAGUGCAGAGGGUGAAAUUCUUGAACUACCUCUCCCGGAACUUUUAUACCCUGCGGUUCCUUGCCCUCUUCUUGGCAUUUGCCAUCAACUUCAUCUUGCUGUUUUAUAAGGUCUCAGAUUCUCCACCAGGGGAGGAUGACAUGGAGGGCUCAGCAGCUGGGGACCUGUCAGGUGCAGGGUCUGGUGGCAGCUCUGGCUGGGGCUCAGGGGCCGGUGAGGAGGCAGAGGGCGAUGAGGAUGAGAACAUGGUGUACUACUUCCUGGAGGAGAGCACGGGCUAUAUGGAACCUGCCCUGCGGUGCUUGAGCCUGCUGCAUACACUGGUGGCCUUUCUCUGCAUCAUUGGCUACAACUGCCUCAAGGUGCCCCUGGUGAUCUUUAAGCGGGAGAAGGAGCUGGCCCGAAAGCUGGAGUUUGAUGGUCUCUACAUCACGGAGCAGCCUGAGGACGAUGACGUGAAGGGGCAGUGGGACCGACUGGUGCUCAACACGCCGUCUUUCCCCAGCAACUACUGGGACAAGUUUGUCAAGCGGAAGGUCCUGGACAAACAUGGGGACAUCUACGGGCGGGAGCGGAUUGCCGAGCUGCUGGGCAUGGAUCUGGCCACGCUGGAGAUCACAGCCCACAACGAGCGCAAGCCAGACCCCCCACCAGGACUGCUGACCUGGCUCAUGUCCAUCGAUGUCAAGUACCAGAUCUGGAAGUUUGGGGUCAUCUUCACAGACAAUUCUUUCCUGUACCUGGGCUGGUACAUGGUGAUGUCCGUCCUGGGGCACUACAACAACUUCUUCUUUGCCGCCCACCUCCUGGAUAUUGCCAUGGGGGUCAAGACGCUGCGCACCAUCCUCUCCUCUGUCACCCACAAUGGGAAGCAGCUGGUGAUGACCGUGGGCCUCCUGGCAGUGGUGGUCUACCUGUACACGGUGGUGGCCUUCAACUUCUUCCGCAAGUUCUACAACAAGAGUGAGGAUGAGGACGAGCCUGACAUGAAGUGUGAUGACAUGAUGACGUGUUAUCUGUUUCACAUGUAUGUGGGUGUCCGGGCUGGCGGAGGCAUCGGGGACGAGAUUGAGGACCCAGCAGGCGACGAAUACGAGCUCUAUCGGGUGGUCUUCGACAUCACCUUUUUCUUCUUCGUCAUUGUCAUCCUGCUGGCCAUCAUCCAGGGUCUGAUCAUCGACGCUUUUGGUGAACUCCGAGACCAGCAAGAGCAAGUGAAGGAGGAUAUGGAGACCAAGUGCUUCAUCUGUGGAAUCGGCAGCGACUACUUCGAUACUACACCACACGGGUUUGAGACACACACGCUAGAGGAGCACAACCUGGCCAAUUACAUGUUUUUCCUGAUGUAUCUGAUAAACAAGGACGAGACAGAACACACGGGUCAGGAGUCUUACGUCUGGAAGAUGUACCAAGAGAGAUGUUGGGAUUUCUUCCCGGCUGGCGAUUGUUUCCGCAAGCAAUACGAGGACCAGCUUAGCUGAGACACCCCCACCUGGCCCUCCGUCCCCACCUCAAGUGCCUUAUUCUCACAGCAAGCCCCUUAGCCCCCAAACCCCUCCCCGCAAGGCAACUGGAGGGGAGAUGACCUUGUACUGGAGAAAUAAAGACUGUGCUACAUUUCCUGGCA
This is a messenger RNA of Cynocephalus volans (Philippine flying lemur), 15407 nucleotides long. It is a transcript of the gene RYR1, whose product is annotated as ryanodine receptor 1. Gene Ontology annotation, biological process: intracellular calcium ion homeostasis; release of sequestered calcium ion into cytosol by sarcoplasmic reticulum; striated muscle contraction. NCBI's taxonomy places the organism in Eukaryota, Metazoa, Chordata, Mammalia, Dermoptera, Cynocephalidae. The coding region runs from base 139 to 15261 and encodes 5040 amino acids. The transcript is spliced from 106 exons. The record is from RefSeq and is a predicted model, not a curated record. Gene Ontology annotation, molecular function: protein binding; ryanodine-sensitive calcium-release channel activity. Gene Ontology annotation, cellular component: sarcoplasmic reticulum membrane; smooth endoplasmic reticulum; Z disc.